Messenger RNA from Purpureocillium lilacinum, 2385 nucleotides. The record is from RefSeq and is a predicted model, not a curated record. NCBI's taxonomy places the organism in Eukaryota, Fungi, Ascomycota, Sordariomycetes, Hypocreales, Ophiocordycipitaceae.
AUGGGGGUUAAGAGCGAGAAGUCGUCUGCGUCCUACGGUAGCUUCCCGAAGAAGGGGACUGGGGACAGGAGAGAGUUCGACUUCAAGAUAUGCGACAUCAUCCUGGACACGGACGAGGAUGACCCAGUAGCUGACUUUGUCAGCGACUUGGCGAAGAACGUCAAGCGAUGGUCGAGGUUGGCCGAGCUUGAUGAAUGCUCCGUCGAGCAGGAUCACAACAGUUACGUGGCAAAGGUUCGAAUGCGAGCCCGGGGAAGCUCGAACAGUUCCAGUGUUAUCGCUUCUCUCGACGUCGCUAUGAAGGAUCUCUGUCGAGGGUUGAUGGAUGUUGAGGAGGGCAGGCGUGGACGCCUCGAAUCGUUGACUCAGCGCUCCAUUUGGGGAAUCAUUCCAAUCUCUUCGAUGUUCGAGACUUAUUGGACCGCGACGUUCUUUCGGGAUAUCAUCGAGAACAGUCCCGAGUACCUCGCGGGCCUUGCGGAGGAGUAUAUGCACGAGGGCCACCCGUACUACGUGCCUCCGCUUAUGGUGGUUUGCAUCGCGGUACUGUUCGGGAUGCAAGAAACCUUUCACUUUAUGCCGCAUCUCCUCGGUGUGAGCAUCGACACCAACCUCGAUUUGCCUCGAUUCAUGAUGGCUGCCAUACCCGCUGUCAGUAGGGUCUUCAGGUGGUUCUCGCGCCAGAGGGCCACGCGGUUCAGUUCGCCCAGUGAUGAUAUCAGCGAUGCGACGCGAGACUACGAGAUAUCCCUUGCCGACUUCAAGGGCAAAUACGAUCGUAUGCUGACCGAAUUCGCGACUAUUGACGAGACCGUCAAAGAGGAGCUGCCAGCGCGAAAGCAAGAACAAAAAGGCGCCGGGAAUCAGAGUGCAGAGGUGCAAGAUCACCAAGUUGGCCGUUACUCCGUCUUCACGACAUGGCAGAAACGGGCCAUGGUUCUGGCCGCCGCCCUCACGGCCUUCUUUUCGCCCCUCACAGCGCAAAUAUACUUGCCCGCUCUGACAGUCAUUGCAAACGACUUCGAUGUCACCAGCUCGCAGAUAAAUCUGACUAUCACGACGUACAUGGUCUUCCAAGGCAUCACGCCCAUGUUCAUCGGCUCGCUGGCCGACAGCGGCGGAAGACGACCGGCAUAUGUCGUCUGCUUCGUCAUCUACAUUGCCGCCAACAUCGGGCUCGCUCUCGCACCCAACUAUAACGCCCUCUUAGGCCUCCGGUGCCUGCAAUCCGCCGGCUCGAGUACAACCGUCGCGCUUUGCACCGCGGUGGUGGCGGACCUGGUCACCUCGGCGGAGCGAGGGCAGUACAUUGGGUUCACCGUCGUCCCGGCCGUGUUGGCUCCGGCGCUCGGCCCCGUAAUCGGCGGGCUACUGUCCCAGUACCUUGGCUGGAGAUCCAUCUUCUGGUUCCUGGUCAUCACGUCGGGCGCCACCGUCGUGCUCAUUGUGUUGUUCUUACCGGAAACAUGCAGGCAUAUUGUCGGCGACGGCUCUAUCUACCCGCCGCCUCUGUAUCGGUCGGUGUGGCAGAUUGUGACCCGUCGUCGGCGGCAGCGGGCACAGCAUGUUCAGGAUUGCGAAACGGCUAGCACAGCGACUGCUAGCAACAAGUUUAAGUUCAAGGCGCCGAAUAUCCUUGGCUCGCUUUUCAUGCUGUUUGAGAAGCAGACUGCUCUGCUGCUCUGGACCAGCAGCCUGGUCUUCGCCGGCUUCUACUGCAUCGCGUCCGCCAUGCCGUCUCUCUUCGCGGACCGCUAUGGCUACGACGAGAUCAAGGUCGGUCUGAUGUACCUUCCUCUGGCCGGCGGAUCUGUCGGCGCUGCAGCUAUCGUCGGCCCUAUGAUCAACUGGAACUACAAGCGACACUGCGUGAAGCUCGGCAUCCCCUACGACCGCUCCCGACAGCAGGAUCUUUCCAACUUUCCGAUUGAGCGUGUCAGGCUUGAAAUCGGGUUUCCCUUGCUCGCCGUCGGAGGCGCAAGCCUCAUCGCCUGGGGCUGGGCUAUUCACGCGGUUGCGCACGUUGCGGUGCUGUGCGUUAUCGGCGUCUUCAUCGGCAUCGGCAUGAUUGGAUACAGCAACGCGACCAACGUGCUUCUCAUUGACAUUCACCCAGGUAAGGCCGGCACCGCGACGGCGGCCAACAACCUCACCCGGUGCCUUGUCGGCGCGGGAGCGAGUGCCGCGGUCGUGCCGAUGAUUAACGCCAUGGGUGUCGGGGGUGCCUUUACUCUCAUUGGGGGGCUCUACUUUGUCUGUUUUCUACCGCUAUUGGCUAUACUGCGUUGGGGAAUGACAUGGCGGGCAGAAGUCAAGGCCAAGGCCGCGAAGAAGAAGCAAAGAGAGGAGGCGAAGCUGGAAGCGAGGGCGGGAGCGAGCGACUAG